GUGAACAACCAGUUUGACAUGGUACCGCGAUAAUAACAAUGUUGGGGCAGAAAGUUAAUUAACUUCACAGAUGUGUUUUUUUUUGUUCGUACUCAGCAGAGGAAACAGAAGUGUUACCUUUAUAGUUGUCGUCGCUAGUAGCAGAAAUGUAACGUUAACACUGUUUGGAGCGGACGUCGUAAAUGAACUUAAGGAACUUUGGUAACUGAUCCUGCAAAGUUUGUUAAAAAUGAAUAACGUGUAGCGUAUACUGAAAAACAACGCCGUAAAGUUAGGUUGUGGUAUAUUCAACAGGACGUUUUAUUCUACUUCUCAUGUUUUCACAUAAACAACUUCAUCAAGUGACGGUGGCAGAUCAUGUCAGCAUCAACAGCAGCAGCCAGCGGGUUAAACACAGCCGCUCCCCUUCAGCCUCCUGCGCUUCUUGUGGCAACACCACCACGGUCCGGUUGCAGCCUAUCCGCGCCACGGUGCAGUACCAGCUUUUGCGUGGAAAUCAACACAGCCCAACCCGCUCCGUUUCCUCCUCCUCCUCAGUAGCCGGGAGCAACACAGGACCGACGAAGUCCCGUUGCUCCAGUUCCGCCAACCCGAGUGCAAGCGGCACGGACGGUAGACUGGUCCCCGGGCGGAGACCUUCACCGCCGGACAGCAACAGCCCACUGAACGCUUUCCCUACGCGCCUGUUUCCAAAGAGCCAAAAGACAAAGUCACAGGAAGUAGGUAGUUUGGGGGCCACUGAGCGGACUUCCUCCUUGGGCACCAUCACUUGGUCCUACCUCACAGGACACUUGCUGCACGUCAUCGACCCAAGACUUGAUGUCGGAGUGACGAAAACGGGAAAGAAGAGGAGCACCGACCAGCGCUCUGCGUCCUGGGGCAGUGCUGACCGGCUCGAAAAGCAGAUUGCAAAGCUUCAGCAGCAGCUCCAGCGCGGUGAACCAGGAGGACACCACAGUGAAGACAAAGACCAACUGUCCCCCCCUCCAGAACAACACCAUCGCCCACUCCAUCCUCACCAGCACCACCAACCACACCUCCACAGCCAACCACGUUCAGGUAGCGUUCUGCCUGAAAACCUUUAUCACUGUCCUGAAGAUUUAAGGACCAAGCUCAGAUUGAAAUAUUCAGUCACAAACACCUUGUUGGCAUCAGACGUUGUCAUGACAGUACUGAUGACGCAAGAUGUCAUUCCUGAGGUCCUGGUUAAGCACUUUUCCAUGUCGAAGUCGGCCCAGAUGCCGCUGUCCAACAUCACAGUGCCAAAGCCCUCCAUCUCACGGGUGCCCAGCAGCAUGGAGGGCAUCAACCAUGAGCUGGAGAAGGUCUUCAUCAAAGACAACGGAGAGAAGGAGGAGCUCAAGUCCCUGGAGGUUCCUGAUGGGCGGCGAGCACCCUUCCCUCCCCAGCAGCGCAGCAGCAGCACUCGCAGCAUGGACACCCAGACUCCCUCAGCCCCCGGCCGGUCCAGCAGCUGCUCCAGCCUGUCGCCUUGUCCCUCGCCAGCUUGUCCCCCAGGAUCACAUGACGGCAGUCCCUACUCCACAGAAGAUCUACUGUACGACCGCGAUAAAGACAGUGGAAGCAGCUCACCACUGCCCAAGUUCGCCUCCUCGCCCAAACCCAACAACAGCUACAUGUUCAAGCGAGAGCCACCAGAGGGCUGUGAGAAGAUUAAAGCUUUUGAGGAGAUGAGCUCAAGGCAGUCCACAUCGGCGUCAGUCCCCCUCUUCUCCUGCCCCGACAAAAACAAGGUCAACUUCAUCCCGACAGGUUCGGCAUUCUGCCCCGUCAAACUCCCCGGCUCCCUGCACCUCAUUCCGGCCUCAGAGCCCGAAGAGGACGACGCGGAGGCGGGCCCCGGCUCAGAGCCCCAAGGGGGUACACUGCUCUAUGGCGCCCCCUCUCAGGUCUCCACGAGCACCAGCACAGACGACCCUGCGGAGGAGCCCAACAUGCCCUCAGAGACUGCAGACCCCCAGACAGACAGCCCAGCCAUCAGCUAGACCUGAGCAGAGCUGGCCUCUGGCUCCGGGAUACAUGCUAGCAACCACCAACCAUCACCACUAACUGUCCCACCAACACCUCCCUCUGCUCUGCCAGGGGGGUUUCCGACUCUCUGUGCUGACCCCCUCCAUUCCCUUCUAUCUCUGCAUGACGUAGCAACAAUGUCCUGAUUAACCACCACCACAAAGACUUGCCACCUUAAUGUCCUGUCCUGCAUCAUGCACCUGUUGUUGGUAGAGAAGGACCUGAUGGUUUAAGGUUUUCAUAUGCAGGCAUCGGAGGGAGGAAUGGAGUACUUUGGAUGGGGGGGGGGGGUUAAACCUGUAGUUUAUUUCUGAUUAAAUUAUGUGUUGAUUUCUGUUUCAACAAUCACAGUAUGAAUAAGCUCUCUCUCUCUAUCUCCCUAUUAAUACAUAUAUAUAUAUAUAUAUAUAUAUAUAUAUAUAUUAGGGCUGUCAAGUGAUUAAGAAGAUUAAUCUAAUUAAUUACAUGCUUUGUGAUUAAUUAAUCUACAUUAAUCGCGUAUCAAUAUAAUAUUUGCUUAGUUAAAUGGUGCACCAUAAAAUAAAUGUACAGAUGUAAACAGAAGGUCGGUGGUGCUGCAGUUCCAUCAGUGCAUCUGUCCCUGCACAGUCUCUGCUUCAUGGUGUUGUCCCACUUUACCAGUGUGUCAUGUUUCAAGUUGUCGGUCAACUUGACAAACGUAGUUUUCCCCGCACUGAGAGCAGAACAUACAGUCCAUGCCGGUCCUUUCUUUGCAAUAUAUCAGCCACGUGAACUGCGUGAGCCGUUCCUGUUGGAAACAAAAAGAGUAUUUAUAGAGAGGACAUAGACAGGUGACUUCCCACAUUCUGUAUCGGGACAAGGGGCAUCGUAGAGUGCAAUUAAUCUGUGUUAAUUUUUUUUUGAUGCGUUAUUUUUUUAUAAUUAAUUAAUCAAAAUUAAUGUGUUAGACAACCCUAUAUAUAUAUUAUAUAUAUAUAUACAUAUAUAAUAUAUAUAUAUGUACUAUAUAUAUACACACACACACACACACACACAUACAUACAUACAUAUAUAUAUACAUACAUACAUACAUAUAUACAUAUAUACUGUGUGUAUAUAUAUACAGACAAAUGUGUGUAUAUAUAUAUAUAUGUAUAUACAUAUGUAUGGACACUAUAUAUAUAUAUAUAUAUAUAUAUAUAUAUAUAUUUAUAUGUGUGUGUGUGUGUGUGUGUGUGUGUGUGUGUGUGCACAUAAUAUAUAUAAAAAAGAAAAAUGCUUGUUAAAAAGUACAGAACUGUGUAUUGCUGUGUUAUGUACUGAACAAGAAAAAUAGCUGUACUCUGUAUAGAUUAUGUUUACACUGUCUGGAUCACAUUAUCAAAGCCUGUCUAAAAAAUGCCAAGAGCAAAUAAUUUGGGCAAAGACUAAAAAAUAGAAAAUGGCCACAAAUUGGUUGCACAGUGUCUGCAUCUGGCCUUGCUUCAGGUAUUUCACAAUCAGAGUCUAUACUCAGGUAAUUUGGAAUGUAUGUCCAUUCAGAUAUCUGCAGCUGGACAAAGCAGAGCAGAUUCACUGUCACUUUCUCCUGGUUUUUCUCAUUCCCAGACAAAUCAUUCCUUUCUGAUCAGAGCCCAGUCUGAGACUGGACCUGACACAGGAGCUGCAGAGGGUGAAGGGCUGGUGGUGGGAUACUGUAUGGACCACACACACUAGGACUGGUGGCAUAUAUGGCUGUGUGUGUACUGAUGGAAGCAUGCUGGACAGAGACUUGGAAGACAUACAGUGGCAGUCUGUAAUUUAAGUCUGAUGACAAUUAGUGGCUGUUGACAAGUGGUCAAAUCUGCAGUACCAUCACAGGACAAUACAAUCAAAGCAUUUGGUUCUAUAUGUGUGCUGAUUGGAGGUUGAGUUGUAUAAACAUUUUUCUAAGGUAGGAAUAAGUUAAAUCUCAUUAAUCUGACCCAACAGAGACUAGACCCGUCUGAUACUGGAUUUCUGAGGUCCAUAUCAAUAUUUGUGAAUUUUAAAAAUAUAUAUAUAUUGCCCAGUAAUAGGAACUCUAUAAACAUGUACAUCACAUAAACAAACAUUCUGCUGAUAAUACCCUAAAGUUGGAAGAGUUUUACUGAGCACAACACAGUGGUGAUAAGGUAUCAGACUGACUGAUGUAUUAAGGUUUUUAAUUGAAAAAUACAAUCAAAUGAAUGACCAAAUGAAAAUUAACAAGUAAUUCGUUGGAAAGUUACUGGGACCUAAAAGCAUCUGGAGCUGUUUUCUCCAUUCUUUGCAGGUGUAAUUCCUGCAGAACUGUGUCAUUGUGGGCACAAGUACCAGUUCCAGAAUCAUUGUAACUGCUGAAACAUAGAGUAACAGUAGCACAAGCAGAUCCAAAUCGUAAAGUCGGCAAACUGACACUAAUUACGUCAGCAAGAGGAUGUUUAGUCCUCAUAAAUUAACAUUUUCAGUUGCAAGAAGAGGAGUGUUUUAUUUCCUUUUUAGAAGUCACACAGUCUUACUGUAAACUGUAGCAGCAAUCAAAAUGUCAAAUACUGUAAAACAGAAUCACAAGCUAAGCUUUUGUCACCAGAAGCUACGGGUCAUUAGAGCUUUUUCAAAAAAUCAGUCAAAUGGAAUGAAAACUAACAAACACAACAAAAACAAACGCUUCAGCGAGUUAAGCCAAUGGGUCACUCAUUUAUUUCAUUUAAAAUAAAUGCCAAUGCCUGCUGUCCAAUGUUUUGUUUUCAGGUGGAUAAAAAAAUCAAUUAAGGCAGCUUUAAAUCUGAAUAGAGAAUAAGCUUUUGGCACUUCACAAUUUCUGAUAAUCAGUGGCACAAACACGUUUCUAUUAGUAGCAAAAAGUAAUCAGGUUCCAUGCCCAGCCCCAGGCAACAGUGGAUGUAGCCACACAGUGUGGUUCAAGCUAGAAACUAGGUCUCCCCAUACAAGAAGAAUGGUUGUACGAUUUUAAUCUCCAGUCUGCAUUCAGAUCAUAUCCAAACUUAGACUGAUAAUUCAGAUAAUUGUUUUCCAUUGAUUACAUUCCAUGAGAUUUUAGCAUCCAAGACAUAAAUAGACUCAUGAUGAUGAUGAUGAUGAUUCCUAAAAUCUCAGCCUUUUGAUUUGAUUGCUGUAAAACACAAGCUACAGUACGAGGAGAUGUCUGGUUGCAGAUACAGUGGAAUCACAGAUAAAGGAUCACACCUGCCUGCCUCCCUCUCACUGUCUGUACGUUAUUAUAGACUGUCAUAGGCAUCCUGAUGUACCACCAAGCAACAAAAACUUAUGAACAUCUCAUGUAUACUGUGCAGGACACCUUCCUCUAGGCUGUUAGAUGAGCAUCGCCAUGCCCAAGUGUAAAUGAUUCACCACUUUCAUUUGCAAGAGUGAAACAUAAUCCACAUUUAUUUUGAUAUCUGGUGUGCUUGUGGAAUCCCUGCAUUGAUGUUACAUUCAUAUUUUGCAUAUAUGUGGCUUUUAAAGAGGCUCAAUGCAGUGUUGUGGUUUCUAAAGACAUUUCAGCACCUUACCAAGAGCUAUAGCUUUUCCAGUGUCCCACAUAUACUCGGCAUUGGUAAACUAGAUGUGUGCAAUAAUAGGAAAAAAAAAAGGGUGUUGUCCUCCUGGAUGAUGUCCAUUCUUUUACUCAAGCGUCUCAUCUUGCAUUCCUUGGUUUUGAGCAUGGGGGCUGGAUCAGCAAGGAGUUCUUUGCUAAAGCCAUCAACCGAUACAAAACCAGCACUGAGAGUGACCAGAGCACAUCACUGGCAGGUCAGAGUGUUCAUAGACUCACUACAUGAUACUCCUUGUGUAAUCUGCAUUGUCAAAGUUCAUGCACAAUGGCAAUAAAAAAAACUAUUGGUUGUUUUGUC
Messenger RNA from Seriola aureovittata, 5867 nucleotides. It is a transcript of the gene glcci1a, whose product is annotated as glucocorticoid induced 1a. The coding region runs from base 315 to 2006 and encodes 563 amino acids. Gene Ontology annotation, biological process: podocyte development. NCBI's taxonomy places the organism in Eukaryota, Metazoa, Chordata, Actinopteri, Carangiformes, Carangidae. The record is from RefSeq and is a predicted model, not a curated record. Gene Ontology annotation, cellular component: cytoplasm. The transcript has 11 exons.